Messenger RNA from Loxodonta africana (African savanna elephant), 7873 nucleotides. RefSeq names its product poly(ADP-ribose) polymerase family member 3 (gene PARP3). Gene Ontology annotation, cellular component: site of double-strand break; nucleolus. The record is from RefSeq and is a predicted model, not a curated record. NCBI's taxonomy places the organism in Eukaryota, Metazoa, Chordata, Mammalia, Proboscidea, Elephantidae. Gene Ontology annotation, biological process: double-strand break repair; protein poly-ADP-ribosylation. Gene Ontology annotation, molecular function: NAD+ poly-ADP-ribosyltransferase activity; NAD+-protein mono-ADP-ribosyltransferase activity.
CUAAGGAGUGGUCGGACCCGGAAGGGUCGAACCUGAAAUACCACCUCUGUGUUUGCUCCCCUUGGCCACUGGGGGGCGACAGAGAUACGGGGUUGCGAGUUUCGGAGCGCGACUUCUUCCGGUCUGGGGUGGGGCCAAGAGGUGAAGCAGCCUGUUGCUGGAUAACGGGCGAGAUCCAGGCAGCACCCGGGGAGAGCAGGGGCGGUCCCCAGACCCAAGGUCACUGGGUGACCGACGGACACGUGCCGCAUUCCCAGGCCAUAAGAGGAGCCGCGGUAAGGGCGCGCCAGUCUCUUAGCCUUGGCCUUCCCCAUUCAAGUGUCCGUGCCCUUGCCUCUGCCAGCCCCGGCCUCUCUGACUCAGACCGACUGGUGGCCAAAUAGCUGAAAUUUUAUCCCCCACUCAACUCUAUCUCACCUCUGGCGACUGCUGGGAAGUCCCCCCCUAAGUCACGCCUAAGGCUCUCAAAGAGGAGCUAGAGGAGGCCCCAGACCUGGCACUGCCGCGGGAGGUGCACAGCAGUGCUGACAGAAGGCCUGGUGGCAGCCACCUCUCCUAGGUCCCUGCUCCUCUUAGCUCAGGUGACUCAGCCCAGAGUGUUCUGGAAAGGAGAGGAGCCCAGAAGUGGGAGGCAGAAGAAUUUCCUUUCACUUUUUCUAGCACAUCAGGCCUCACCGGAGAAGGUAGAUACAGCAAGAUCCUUAACCUUAAGGGGGGCAUUCUGGUCUUGCGCCUAUGACAGGGGAAAGGGGUGUGUCUGGGAUGCAGAAAGUGGUUUUGGUCCAGGGCUGGGAAUGGAGGCCUCAGAGGCAAGAGGAGGUGAUGGGAGACCACCAAAGAGCAAGCCCAAGCAGGGGCAGGUUGGUGCUCUGCUGCUGGGUGGACUGUGGUGGCCAUGGAGAUCCGAGGACCCCCUCUUUGCACCAGGACGGCCAUGGCUCCAAAGCGCAAGGCCCUGGUGCAGAGUGAGGGCCCUCAGAAGAAGGGGCGGCAGGGAGCAGAGGAGGAAGACAGCUUUCGCUCCACAGCUGAGGCCCUCAGGGCUGCGACUGCGGAGAAGCACAAAAUCCGGGUAGACCCCACGUGCCCACUCAGCCGUAGACCUGGGACCCAGGUACAUGAAGACUAUGACUGCACCCUGAACCAGACCAACAUCGGGAACAACAACAACAAGUUCUACAUCAUCCAGCUGCUAGAAGACAGCGACAGCUUCGUUUGCUGGAACCGCUGGGGCCGUGUGGGAGAGGUGGGCCAGUCAAAGCUUAGCCACUUCCCGUCGCUGGAGGCAGCAAAGAAAGACUUUGAGAAGAAGUUUUGGGACAAGACCAAGAACAACUGGGCUGAGCGAGCCCAUUUCGUGGCCCACCCUGGCAAGUACACACUUAUCGAGGUGCAGGGAGAGGACGAGACCCAGGAGGCUGUGAUGAAGGUAGAUGGAGGCCCAGUGGUGAGCGUGGUCCAGCGGGUGCAGCCUUGCUCCCUGGACCCAGCCACACAGAAGCUCAUCACCAACAUAUUUAGCAAGGACAUGUUCAAGAAUGCCAUGGCCCUCAUGAACCUGGACGUGAAGAAGAUGCCCCUGGGAAAGCUGAGCAAGCAACAGAUCGCGCUCGGCUUUGAGGCCUUGGAGGCGCUGGAGGUGGCCCUCAAAGCCCCUGCAGAUGGCGGCCCCAGCCUGGAGGAGCUGUCCUCCCGCUUCUACACUGUCAUCCCCCACAACUUCGGCCGCACCCGGCCACUGCCCAUCAACUCUCCUGAGCUGCUGCAGGCCAAGAAGGACAUGCUGCUGGUGCUGGCGGACAUUGAACUGGCCCAGACCCUGCAGGCAACCUCUGAGGAGAAAAAGGUGGAGGAGGUGCCACACCCACUGGACCGAGACUAUGAGCUCCUCAAGUGCCAGCUUCAGCUACUGGACUCAGAGGCACCCGAGUACAAGGUGAUCCAGACCUACUUAGAACAGACUGUCAACUACAGGCGCCCUGCUCUUCAGCACGUUUGGAAAGUGAACCGAGAAGGAGAAGAGGACAGGUUCCAGGCCCACUCCAAGCUGGGUAACCGGCGGCUGCUGUGGCAUGGCACCAACGUGGCUGUGGUGGCCGCCAUCCUUACCAGCGGGCUCCGCAUCAUGCCACACUCUGGUGGCCGCGUUGGCAAGGGCAUCUACUUCGCCUCGGAGAACAGCAAGUCAGCUGGCUAUGUUACUGGCAUCCCCUGCGGGACCCACCACAUCUGCUACAUGUUCCUGGGUGAGGUAGCACUGGGCCGAGAGCACCACAUCACCAUCGAUGAGCCCAGCUUGAACCAGCCGCCCCCUGGCUUUGACAGUGUCGUCGCCCGAGGCCACACAGAGCCUGAUCCAACCCAAGACACGGAGCUGGAGCUGGAUGGGCAUCAAGUAAAGGUGCCUCAGGGGCAGCCUGUGCCCUGCCCCAAGUUCAGCAGCUCCAACUUCUCUCAGAGUGAGUACCUCAUCUACCGCGAGAGCCAGUGCCGCCUGCGCUACCUGCUGGAGAUUCACCUCUGAGCUACGCCUGCGCUACCUGCUGGAGAUUCACCUCUGAGCUACCUGCCCCAUCCUGUGGGACCCUGCUGGGAGGGCGAGACCAUGAUCUUCAAUCUUCCUGCCCAUCUUUGGUGCCUCCAUAUCACCCCUUCUUGCCAGGCUUUCCUGUAUCCCAGACAGUGACCACCCAGCUUCCCAUCCCUGUUACACUGGCUGUGGCUGUGGCCCCAGAAUCUCCCCUCCUGAGAUGACGGGUGUGACUGGAGACUUGGAGUUAUGACUUGGGCAUACAGGCAGCAGUCUAUUCAAGGCUGUGUGGUUAGAGGGGCACAGCCCUGAAGUGGGUCAGUUCCCACAUCCCCCCAGGCUGGCCACCCGGUCCAGACUAUACACCCAGAGAGAAGCUAAACGUCAGCCGAGCACAGGCGGGUUUAUUAAACAUUGUAUUCACUCACCCUCCAGCCUCUGACUGUCUGUGCCACAGCUGCACUACUCUUGGCACUUCUGUCUCUCCACAGGACCCAACACACAGCGGCUCCAACCCCACUCCAGGGGGCAAGCACUCACAGGGUUGAUGUGGGUCACCCACCCACCCUGGUCAGUCCAUGCCCAUCACCCUAACAACCCACCUCCUCUAGUAACUAAGCCUUCAGAGGGGACCCUCACCAUCAACUCAGAAGUGUUGGUCAUGGGCUUUUGACUUCCUGUGAGAGACACUCCUUCAGCCCAGAUGUUGCCGAAUCAGGCAGUCCUCACAUCUUGCCACAAACGUCCAUGUGUGUCUUAUCUCCGAGUGUUAUAAACGGGUUGAGCAUAUAGCAAAAGGGCUCAGGUCCCCAGCUCUGCAGUCAUGAAAGGAGGCAGUGUAGGUAUUCUGUGCCCAGCAGGAAUGCUGGUUAUUGCUUCAGGCGACCCUGUCCCCAGAGAGUAUUGCAGGUACUGGAUCCAGUCCAGGGUCCCACAUUUCAUUCCAUUUAGCUGUCAUGUCUCUUUGGUCUCCUUUAACCUGGAACCCUACCUCAGCCUUUUUUUCUUUCUUUCUUUUUCCUUCAUACCUUUGACAUUCUUGACACUUGAAGGGUACAGGCCAGGAUUUUACAGAAUGUCUCUCAACUGCAGUUUGUGUGAUGUCUAGUCAUGAUUGGAUCACAGUAUUGCAGUUUGGGCAGGCAUACGACAUAAAUGAUGUCCUGGGUGCAUUGUGCCCCAUUCUUGGUGAUGUUAAUUAACUUUGACCACUUAAUUAGGGUGGUGUUCACCAGGUUUCUCCACUGUAAAAUUACUAUUUCUUCCCUUUGUAAUUAAUCAGUAACCUGGAGGGAAAUAUUUUGAGAGUAUAAAUGCCCCUAUUCCUUAUCAAACCUGCAUCCACUAACUUUCACAUGCAUUGAUGAUUUUUACCUGAAUUCAACAACCUGAAUCAAUUUUUGUUAAGAUAGUAUAAAUGGUAGUUACCUAACUCCAUCAUUUCUUUUCUACUUAUUAGUGUUCCCAGUUUGUUUAUCUAUUGUCAGUCUGGAUUCAUGGAUUCUUAUCUUACUCAGUGGGUUAUAAUCCAUUACUGUCAUUAUUUAUUUUGAUCCUUAAUUGUACCAGAUUUUGCCAGUGGAAGCACCUUCAAGCUGGCUCCUGUGUCCCCAUCAUUUUUUUUUUUCAGGUUCUUAAAAUAACAUUUAUUUUUUCUUUUCAAACUUUUAAAAUAUGUGCAUUACAGAAAACUGUAAAGCAAAGAACACAAAAGGCAUCCAAAAUCAUUUUGAUGAUCUGAUUCGUUUGACAUGUCCUUCUACAUGCUAUGUAUAUAUACACAACUGAGAAUACAUUUUUAGGUGGCUGAGGUCACACUGUAUGGAUCAUGCUUUUUCACACAUCAUGAAUAUUUACCAAUUCAAAGUCCCAAAGCCAAGAGUAUUUUUGACAACCAAGAAUCACUACAUGGACUCCAUCAGGAAGAAAAAGAAAUCCUGCCCUUCUCGAGGACAAAAAUUUCAUUAAAAAAAAAAAAUGGUAACAGGCCUCUAGAGAGAUACUGGCAGAGUUAAAAUACUGCAUUCCUUUAAUGCUCAAUUAAAAAUGAAAUAUAAAGCAAGAGAGUACAGUAAGUAUAAAUGCUUCUAAGGAAUUCAUUCUCAGGUCUAUUAAAAUAUUAGCAAGGUAUUUCCGUAUAGUAGAGCCAAGAGAUGCACAGAUGCAUCAAUGGUUAUCAUCAAAAUGUAAAUAUGGAGACUUCUGCAUACAUCCCUGCCCUUGCAUUUCCUUCUGCCCCUCUGCAGCCAACCCAAUCAAUCCUGAUGUACACUGUUCAGAGCGGUUUAACAAUUCCAUAUUCAAGAUGCUCUUCUAUUAAUUAUAACUAAAAGAUACUUAUAAAUUGAUUAACUCACUAGCACUACUUUUUAUCAUACAUUGUCAGCUCAAGACAUCUAAAAAGCUUAGAUGCUGCAAAAUAAACAUUGUCUACAGUAAACAAGGGUACUUUAUAAAAAAAUGCACAUAUGGUUAUAAUCUAAAACUUUUCUAAAUAUGGAAAUACUAGACAAGAGCCCUUCCCUUUGCCCUUCCUCUUCUCCUCCUUCCACCAUUUCAGUGACUAAAUACAGAAAUGCAUCUUGCUCCAAGAGGUGGAUUAACAAAGGUCACUCCCAAAAGACAGCCCUUCCUAUAAACUAACAAAAGGACAUUUAUAUUGUUUUACUACUUCUGCUUGUAACAUACUUUGGGCGUUAGGAUUUGUCCCUUAAUACACAGCAAUAUUAACUAAAAUGCAUAUAUAAAACAAUGUUUAGACAAUCUUCAUUUGUCUAAAUCACAGGCAUAGAACCCUUCCCUCUGCACCUCCUUUCCCAGCCCCCCACCACCACUACCCAGUAUACUGCUUCCAAGGCAUCAAGUUUUAUAAUUCCAUUCCCACAUACAACCAUUCCUAUGAAUUAACAGAAGAAAAUAGAGGGUGUUAUCUUACAUCCUCUCUUAACACAUUGUAUGCUUCUAGACAUCUAGAAAGACUAUUUCUAGAUGUUUAAAAUACUAUAUACAGUACCACUGAAUCAACUGCACAAUUGUAACAAAGGCUAUAAUCUGAAAGUGUCUUCUAAAUAAACACUCUAGUCUAGAACCCCUCCCCCUUCCCACCUCUAUCAACCCAGUGGAUAAAUAUAAGCAUCUGCAAUGCUGAGAGGACUUUAACAAUUUCACUUCCACAAGUCAUUUUUCACAACAGUCUGUCCUAUGAAUUUUAACACAAAAUGUAUUAGUUUACUAACUCUGUCAUACAUUGGCAACCUCUUUAACGUCUAGGAAGACUAGAUGUUGCAAAUUUAGGACUUGGCAUUUAUAUACACUAUAUACACAGCAAAGUAAAACAAAACCCACAGAACGUAUGGAUGAAUGGUUAAUCUUACCUCACUGUGAACAUACUAGAGCCCUUUGCACUUUCUUCUCCCUCCUCCCAUGAACCAACACAAACAUAAUGAGUACUGCUCAGAGAGGCGGUUUGACCAUUCCAUUUCCAAAAGGUAGUAUUUCAUAUGAAUUUUAACAAGAAGAUUAUCUACAAAAUGUUAUUUACUAUCUCUACUUUUAACAUACUUUGUGCACUUCUAAACAUCUAGAAAGACUAGAUGUUUCAAAUAAGGACUUAAGUUUGUCCACUAUAUACACAGUAGUGUUGAAUAAACUACACACAUGUAACAAUGGUUAUAUCUGAAAGUGUCUUCUAAAUAGGAACAUUCUGAUCUAGAACCAUUUAUUUCUUCCAACUCCUCUCCACCACAACCCAGUGGAUGAGUACAAGCACAUGUGUCACUUCUAUGUGGUUUUACCAUUUCCAAAAGUCAUUUUCAGAAGACAGCCUUUCUAUGAAUUUUAACACAAAGUGUACAAAAUGUGUUAGUUUACUAACUCUACUUUUGUCAUACAUUGGCAACCUCUUCAAUAUCUAGAGACUAGACAUUAUAAAAUUAGGAUUCAUUUGUCUAAUAUAUAUACAAUACAUACAGUACAGCAAAGUUAAAUGAAAUGCACAUAACAUAUAGGGCAAUGGAUAACCUGAAAUGUUCUAGUACACACUAGCAAAACACCUCUUGCAAUUUUUACCCGCCCAUCUCCCUUGACCCAAUGAACAAGCAAUAAAUAAAUACGAAGCUCACAGAGGUGUUUAUCAAUUCCAUUUCCAACGACUAUUUUCCAUGAAUUUUAAAAAGCUAUUUACAAAGUAUUAUCCUACUAUCUUUACUUUUUAAAUACAUCAAGCACUUCUAAAGAUCUAGAAAGACUAGGUAUUUCAAAUAAGAACUUACUUGUACUGUUAAAUAAAACUGCACACACACAACAAUGGUUGUAAUCUGAGGUAUUUUCUAAAUAUGACCAUUUUGGUCUUAAACAAUUCCCUCUCCUCACUUCCUUCUCUCCACCACCAACCCAGUAGACAAGUACAGGCAUGUGUAAUGCUUAAGAGGUGGUUGAACAAAUGCAUAUCCAAAAGUUAUUUACAGAAGACAAACUUGCCUAUGAAUUCAACACAAAGUGUACAAAAUGUGCCAGUUUUACUAACUCUAUAUUGUCAUACACUGGCAACCUUUGCAAAAUUAGGACUCAUUUGUCCAUUAUAUAUACUAUACAUAGCAAAACAAAAUGCAUAUAAUACACAGAAAAAUGGUUUUGUCUGAGUCUGUCAAAGCAUGUACACGCUAACAUACUAUCUUUUGUAGUUCCUUCCCUCCCGUCUCUUUCAAGCCAUUGAACAAGUAUAGACAGUAAUAUACUGCUCAGAGAUGGUUUAACAAUCCCAUUCCCGAAAGACAGUAUUUUCUGAGUUUUUGCAAAAAGCUAUGUACAAAGUGAUAUUUUACUACUUCCAUUUUUAACAUACGUUGGGCACUUCUAAACAUCUAGACAGACUAGAUGUUUCAAAUAAGGACUUAGUUUGUCCACUAUAUACACAGUAUAUUAUUUACAGUUUGACUAAACUGCAUACAUGUAACAACAGUUAUAAUCUAAAAGUGUCUUCUAAGAUAAGAAUACUCAGGCCUGGAACCUCCUUUCUCUCCCUCCUCCAUUAACCCAGUGGGCUAUAAUGUUCAAAUUUUCAGAAGACAAUCUUUCUUAAGAAUUUUAACACAAAAUGUACAAAACGUGUGAGUUUACUAACUCUACUUUUGUCAUACACUGGCAACCCCUUUUAACAUCUAGAAAGACUAGAUGUUGUAAAUUAUGGCUUAUUUGUCCUUUAUAUACACAGAAAAGUAAAACAAAAUGUACAAAUAUAAGGAACAAUGGUUAAACUUGCCUCGUUACAAUAAACACGCUGCCAUAGAGUCUCUUGUACUUCCUUCUCCGUCCUCCCGAAAACCAGUGCACAAAGCAUGUACC